CACUCCCGCUUCGGUUUGAUUUUCUUCUCUAAAUAUUUAUUAAAUUAUUAUUACUAUUAUUCUUAGCUUUAUGGGGUGUACGGCGUCGAAAUUGGACAACGAGGACACUGUGAGGCGGUGCAAGGAGCGGCGCCGCCUCAUGAAAGACGCCGUCUACGCUCGCCACCACUUGGCCGCUGCCCACGCCGACUACUGCCGUUCCCUCCGCCUUACCGGCUCUGCCCUCGUCUCCUUCGCCGCCUUCGAGCCUCUCUCUAUCUCCCACCAAACCCCUGCCGUCUUCCUCCACCAAGUCCCCCCUCCCACCACCAACCACAUCCCUCCACGUGCCCCCUCCCCCGCUCCCUCCUCCCUCCACCCGCCACCACCUCCUCCGCCUCUCUCUCCCACCAUCAACAGCUCCAACCUCCCCCACAUCCUUUCCUCCUCCUCCGCCCACUCCUCUCGCCAACAUCGCCGCCGCCGCCAGCCGCCGCCGAAGCUUCCUCACAUACUGUCGGAAUCGAGUCUUCCUUCUUCCCCUGGAAGUCAGAAGUCGAAUUUCAGCAACCCUUUUGGGUUUCCGUCGGCUUUCCAGGCGGAGUCGAACUACUCGAGGACGCCGUCGCAGGCCUCCUCCAUGUGGAACUGGGAAAAUUUCUACCCUCCAUCGCCGCCGGACUCUGAGUUCUUCGAGCAACGCCAAAAAAGCCAAACGCAAUCCCGCCAGCACCAAAAAUCGCCCCACCACCUCGACCCGGAACAUUCCGACGAGAACGAUUCAGAGACGGAGGCGAUAGAGGCGGAGCCGCUCGAGACCGAAACCGAAAGAUCGGAGUACGAUUUCUUCCUCAACCAUCGAAACCCAAAAGCCCAGAAUGCCCAUCAUCAAAAUAGGCACGAGUACGCUCAGUCGGAGAAGUACGCGCCGUCGCAGAAGUACGCCCAUUCCGAGAAAUACGCUCAGUCGGAGAAGUACGCGCCCUCGCAGAAGUACGCCCAUUCCGAGAAAUACGCUCAAUCGGAGAGGGAGGAGGUGCAGUGCAGUGAGUGGGACGACCACGACCACGACCACUACAGCACGACGAGCUCCUCUGACGAAGGGGACGACGAGAGGGAGUCGAGAUCCGAGAUGGGUACCCGGUCGACUUUCGAGCCGGAAUCGGUUCGGGCCGAGUCGGUGGCCGGUUCGGGCCGGGUUCCGGUGGCUCAGGCGAUGCCGCGGUAUGCACCAAGCACGAGCAAGUCGGAGAGGUCGGAGGGGUCGGAGGGCGGGAGCACUUACCGGAGCAGUGAGAUCUCCAAUAUGAAGAUGGUGGUGAGGCACAAGGAUUUGAAGGAGAUUGUGGAGGCGAUUAAGGAGAAUUUCGACAGGGCCGCAACCGCCGGCGACCAAGUUUCCGAGAUGCUCGAGACCAGCCGGGCCCAGCUCGACCGGAGCUUCCGGCAGCUAAAGAAGACAGUGUACCACUCCAGUAGUGUGCUGAGCAGUUUGAGCUCUACUUGGAGUUCAAAACCGCCGCUGGCGGUCAAGUACCGCCUGGAUGCUGGCUCGCUCAACAGCGAGCCCGGCGGUUCAAAGAGCCUCUGCUCCACCUUCGAACGGCUCUUGGCCUGGGAGAAGAAGCUCUAUGAGGAAGUCAAGGCCAGAGAAGGAGUCAAGAUUGAGCACGAGAAGAAGCUGUCCGCACUGCAACAUCAAGAGUACAAGGGGGAGGACGAAACCAAAGUAGACAAGACCAAGGCGUCGAUAAAGAGGCUGCAAUCACUAAUCAUUGUCACAUCUCAGGCCGUCUCUACCACCUCCACCGCCAUCAUUGAUCUUAGAGACUCCGAUCUCGUGCCUCAACUUGUUGAACUGUGCCACGGGUUCAUGUACAUGUGGAGAUCAAUGCACCAGUACCAUGAAGUCCAGAACGACAUUGUACAACAGGUCAGGGGACUUGUGAACCGAUCAGCGAAGGGUGACUCAACUUCGGAACUACAUCGGCAGGCAACACGUGACCUUGAAUCAGCUGUCUCUGCCUGGCACUCCAGUUUCUGCCGUUUAAUAAAGUUCAAACGGGACUUUAUCCGGUCUGUUCAUGGUUGGUUCAAGCUCACCCUUCUUCCUGUAAACAACGACAUGACUUUCAAUGUGCACAAUGAAUCUUCUGAUGUAUAUUCCUUCUGUGAUGAGUGGAAGCUUGCACUUGAGCGCGUCCCUGACACAGUAGCUUCUGAGGCUAUCAAUAGCUUUAUCAAUGUUGUCCACGUAAUCUCUGUGAAACAGAGUGAAGAGCUCAAGAUCAAAAAACGCACUGAAACUGCGUCAAAGGAGCUUGAGAAAAAGGCUUCUUCUCUCCGAAACAUUGAAAAGAAAUUCUACCACUCCUACUCCAUGGUUGGUAUUGGGCUUCCUGACUCGGGGCCUGAAAAUGGGCAGGUUUUGGAUGCGCGAGAUCCUCUUGCUGAGAAGAAAUCUGAACUUACAACCUGCCAGAGGCGGGUUGAAGAUGAGAUGAUGAGGCAUACAAAGGCGGUGGAGGUGACAAGAGCCAUGACUCUAAACAAUCUUCAAACAGGCUUGCCAGGAGUAUUUCAGGCACUGACCAGCUUUGCUGGCCUAUUUACGGAGGCACUUGAGUCGGUUUGUACACGUUCCUACGCCAUCAAAUAGACGGAAAACGUAGUUUCGGUGCCCGUGGUUUUGCGGUAAUUAAUUCGGAGUUUAUCAGAGCUGGGAAUUUUUUGUCAGGGUGCUCAUAUUGUUGGUAGUAUUCUUUUGGGGGGUUUACAACAUGUAAAUAUGUGGAAUUUUGUGGUUUGCAAAUCCUUUUGUUUUGGAGGAAGGAAAAGUAUCUAUGUACAGGGAAGUGCUUAAGAUUGUUGUUAACCUUUCUAUUCGAGCUGAGCUGAGCUUCUUUGCAGUUUUCGGCAUACAAAUAAA
Molecule: messenger RNA, 2908 nt
Organism: Malus domestica (apple)
Lineage: Eukaryota; Viridiplantae; Streptophyta; Magnoliopsida; Rosales; Rosaceae
Gene: BZIP1
Source: RefSeq, marked provisional